AUGGCCGAUUACCCAGCGCCCUCGGUUCACGUCCAAAACCUGUCCUACCAAUUCCAGGAUGGGUCAUCUGGUUUGACGAAUGUGGGCCUGCAGGUUCCUUCGGGCAGUCGGACGCUACUCAUUGGAGCCAACGGCGCCGGCAAAACCACUCUGCUCCGCUUGCUGGCGGGUAAGCGUCUCGCUCCGAAGGACACAAUCUUUGUCGGGGGCAAGGAUCCUUUCAAGGAUGGUCUCGAAGGGGUGACAUACCUUGGGAUGGAGUGGGUUCUCAACGGCAUCGUCCGCUCCGACAUUGAUAUUCCCACGCUGUUGGCCUCUGUCGGCGGGAACGCCUACCCCGAGCGACGAGACGAACUAGUAGACAUCCUUGACAUCGAUCUCAAUUGGCGCAUGCAUACUGUGUCCGAUGGGGAGCGGCGUCGCGUGCAACUGGCCAUGGGCUUACUCCGGCCCUGGCAGGUGUUGCUUCUAGAUGAGAUCACCGUGGACCUGGACCUCCUUUCGCGAAGCAAUUUCCUCGCUUUUCUCAAGCGUGAGACCGAGACGAGACCGUGCACUAUUGUCUAUGCUACGCAUAUUCUCGAUAACCUGUCCCACUGGCCAACCCACCUCGUGCAUAUGCACUUGGGAAAUGUACGGCAGUGGGGUCCAAUGGAAAAAUUCCAGGGCGAGGUCCCGGAGACCUCACAGAAUAGCCAACUCGGUGAGCUUGUCCUCAAGUGGCUGAGGGAGGAUCUGAAAGCCCGGGGGCCCAGGAAUGGGCGACAUGGCCAAGGCAAGACCUACGAAUCGCUCGAAGGGAAAGGAGGGUAUGGGUUUGAAAAGCGCAAUUAA
Aspergillus steynii IBT 23096 is the source of this 834-nucleotide messenger RNA. RefSeq names its product putative ABC transporter. Lineage: Eukaryota; Fungi; Ascomycota; Eurotiomycetes; Eurotiales; Aspergillaceae. The transcript is spliced from 2 exons. Bases 1 to 834 code for a protein of 277 amino acids. Gene Ontology annotation, molecular function: ATP hydrolysis activity; ATP binding. The record is from RefSeq and is a predicted model, not a curated record.